Molecule: messenger RNA, 1917 nt
Organism: Stylonychia lemnae
Lineage: Eukaryota; Ciliophora; Spirotrichea; Sporadotrichida; Oxytrichidae
Source: the annotation of a GenBank genome assembly
AUGGAAAGUAAGCUCCUUUCAAAAAGUUCACUUGAGGAUUUAAUUGAGAUGCUAUAACUUAAACUAUAAGAGGUGAGAAUCUUGACUAAAAGAGACUAGAAUUAGUUCAAGGAGAGCAGCCUCGUAGGUUAGGCUAUGAUUUCAAUUGUUGAGAAUAUCUUUGAAUAACUUGAGCCCACAAUUGUAGAAUAAUUCAUCAUGAAAAUCUCUCCCGAGAUAUUUGCGAAAUAGCAGGCACUUUUCUCACCCUCUGAAUGGGAAGAAAUAUCCAAUAAAAUCUUACAUUAAGAGGAUUUCAAGGCAAACGAUUAAGAUAAUUAAAACAAAAUCUUUGUUGAUAAAGAGGAGAUAAAAGCAAGUUCAGAUGAAUUAUCUCAUGGAGAAAUUCCUCCAACUGAUUAACCUGUUAUGCCAACAUUAGCCUCUGCUAACCAGCAGCAGUAAAAUAUUUCAAUUUAGUUCUCACAAAUACAAGCUCAGCUCAGCAAGAUUAUUGAGUUUCAUGAAAAAAGAGAGGCUUACAUUAGAGAUCAGAGAGAGAAGAAGAGACUUAAUAAAGAGCGAAUGAAGUAUAACUUUAAGACAGCAAUUGCCUAGUAACUUAACUAAGUACAUAGAGAUAUCGUUGAUGUGAAAAAUACCAUGCACAAGAACAUAGAGGCAGUCAAUGAGGUCAUGGACAUCUCAAAGAAUAUUAUGACAGAGUAGUUAGAACUAAAAGAAAGUUAAUUUGAUCAUGUGUAUGGAGACGAUAAAGGGGCAGCAGGGAACAGAGAUUCUGAAGUUUAGCCGUAGAAUAGAUAGAAACGGUAACAAAAAUGUCGUUAUACAGGAAAGGAAUUUUAGCAAGAAGAAACUAAGAACUAUGAAUAAUCACCUAUCGUUUUACCAAGAAAUAAUGAUAGAGCUGUCAAAGAUUGUUAUGAUGAUGUAAUGGAAAGAGGUUUAGUUAAAAUAGAGUAGAAUGUAAAAAUCAAUAAUUUCUCAUGCUUAGCUUUCUUGAUCACAAAUGAUAAUAAGUACCUUUAUAUUCAAAAAGAAGAGAAAAAUCUAGAUAUAAUCUAGCUCUCAAACAUGAACACAAUUGUAAGCAAGUUUAUAGUUGGAAGAAUAUGGAGUGCAUUUCAAAUGGGCGAGAAGGUGUAUUUUGGACUAGGUCAUGAAAAGACGAAACUAAUUUAUGUGUGGAAUUCCUAGAUAACUGAAAUUUCUGGCUUUAAGAAAACGUUCCACAUUUCUAAGAUGAUUAAAUAUUCAGAUUAGCAUUUUAUUGCAGCAAGAUAUGGUGGCUACGUUUCAGUAAUUGAUAGUAUGAGUGACAAAGUUAUGAAAGAGACUAAGCUUUCUAAUAAUGAGAACAUUUACGAUCUAGCUCUAGUUAGCGCUAAUCAAUGUGUCAUCGCAACUAAAAUAGGCAUGCAGAUUAUCAAUAUAAAUGUAGAGGGAAGCAAGGUUAGAAUAAAGAUUGCUGGGUAAAUCAUUACUAAUUCACCUCAACCAAUUACUGCUUUCACUGUAGGGUUCGGCUUCUAUCUUAUUAUCGCCAAAGAAUAAGCGCCAGCUGUAAUGGAGAAAUUCCAUUUUGAAAAGUAUUAGACCAGUCCGAAUGAAGCUGUCUCUAUAAAAUCAAAUAAUAAUAGUAGUACCAUAUUUUGUAUGAGAAGAAUUUAAUAUCAAGAGGUGCCAUUUGCAUUGAUCAAAGACUAAGAAGGAAUUCAGCUGAUGAACUUGAAUAGCUUGAAAUUGACAAGAAUUAUAGAUUGUCCUUGCAAGUUAAAAUAUUGUAGAGAUGACAUUAUGAAAUAUUAUGUUGAUUUAGAUGGCAAACACAAGAUAGCCACAAUUGAGUUUGAUGAUAAGGACACAACGCUCAGAAUUUUCUCAAUUAAUGAGGAUAUAUUUCAAUUGCUUCUAUGA